Messenger RNA from Saccostrea cuccullata (small rock oyster), 1376 nucleotides. RefSeq names its product multiple epidermal growth factor-like domains protein 9. NCBI's taxonomy places the organism in Eukaryota, Metazoa, Mollusca, Bivalvia, Ostreida, Ostreidae. Gene Ontology annotation, molecular function: scavenger receptor activity. The record is from RefSeq and is a predicted model, not a curated record. The transcript is spliced from 6 exons. The coding region runs from base 29 to 1177 and encodes 382 amino acids.
AUUAGCAAAUAUAUAAAAUAAAUAUGAAAUGUGUAAGAUAAUCAUAUUUUUUUUCAUGUUUUAUGUUUUUUUACGCUAUAGCGCAUAUUUUUUAUACAAAUGUCUUUUUGAAGUGGACUUAUCUACAAAUAAACAAACAGACCAGUCUUUAACAAGACCAUGCUAUGUUCCUGCAUGUAAAAACUUUUACAUCUCAAGUAAUGCAGUGGAUAGAGACGAAAGAACAUGUACUGGAAGCAAGGUAAUUGGUGGAGACAGCACAGGUGAUAAGGCAGUGUGGUGGAGAGUAGAUUUGGGCGAUAUCUACAGUGUUUACAGCAUCAGCAUUAUAUUUAAAAACUACGCUGGCUUCGAAGCUCGACAAAGAGGCCGCUUUGCAGGGUUUUCUCUCUAUUUAUCAGCGUCUACAAAUAGAAUCAAUGAUUCCCUUUGUUACAAAAACGGACCAAAGUUACCUCCGUUGAAUUUCAGGACAACUUGUACCGGAUACGGACGUUAUGCCAUAUUCUACAAUGAACGAUUGAAUGAUAUUGAUUAUCCGGAAGGAUACGAAAUGCAGUCAUACACAGAGUUGUGCGAAGUGAUAGUGGAAGGCUGUAAUAAAACCUCAUAUGGAAGAAAUUGUGCUAAAAAAUGUCCAGUGAAUUGUGAGAAUAAAGUUUGUAACAUUAUAAAUGGAACAUGCCCGAGAUGUACGCCAGGAUGGACAGGACAAUUUUGCAGAAAUAAGUGUGGGGGAGGAUGGUAUGGUCUUGGUUGUAAACAAAGAUGUUCUGGGCAUUGUAAAAACAAGGAGACAUGUAAUCACGUGAAUGGUCGUUGUGACGAUGGAUGUGCUGAUGGAUGGAUGGGAAUUCAAUGUGAAAAAGCAUGUAAAGAUGGAAACUACGGUCCGGGUUGUAUAUAUAACUGCAGUGGUCAUUGUCGUGAUGAUGCCUUCUGUAACAAACAAACUGGACACUGUGACGCAGGGUGUAAACCGGGAUAUACAGGGAAUUUAUGUAACGAAGAAUGCAACUCUGGAUACUUCGGGACGCAAUGCAAGGGACGUUGCAGCCAGAAGUGUUUCAAUGAUGAGAUUUGCAAUCAUAUUACCGGAGUUUGUACAAAUGGAUGCAAGGAUGGAUAUAUUGGAGAAAGAUGCAAUAAAUGUAAGGGAAAACUUGACUUAAUAUAAAUCACUUAUUAUCUAUUUUAUCAAAGAAAAUAGAUUUAAGAUAGGGAGUAACUCUUCCUUACCGCUUGCAUGUAUAAAUGUGAAGAUUUUUGCAUUUGAAACAAUUAAUUUACUUGAUUAUAUGAUGUUGAAUUAAUCAUACAUGUAACAUAACUAAGUGUUUAAAUCAAAUCAUAACAUAGACUAGAUAAACAUUUUA